CUAAUUAAACAUUCGUUUGAAGUUGAAGAAAUAGUUACUAAUUAUAAAUUAAGCGUAAUUUUACCAAUUGAGUAAAUUCAACGUAUUAAACUUGUUAAAAAGUACAAAUAGAUAAGUUUCCCUAGAAGGUUAUGCAAUAUGUCGUCAAGAAUCAGGUUUCUGUUUACACGACUUCAUCGAAUAAAAAUUACUGAAAGAAUUUUAAGUACUAGAGUAAGAUUCGUUCCACACUUUCCACAUUACAAUGUGAAGGUGCCAGCAGCUUUGGGCUUUUCUUUGUUUACUUGGUUGGGUUUCCAAACAAAACUUAGCGCAGAAGACGAGCUUAUUAUGACAAUAAAACAUUGUAUACUAUUCAUUCAAAGGACUGAAUAUGAUAAAGCAGAGCAGCUUCUACAUGUUGCUUUGAAUCAAGCUCAGCGGAUUCACCAUCAAUUGGGUAUUACGUACAUUUACGAUGUCAUGGCAAACCUUGCUCUAGAGAGAGAACAACUUGACAAAGCAAAAAAUCUUUUCAUCGCAGUUACACAGAGAAUAAUGGCAGAUGGGGCUACUGAAGAUGAUUCACGUGUAGUCCACCUCAGUCUUAAGCUGGCAAGAGUGAGUCAUUUGAAGAAAGAUUAUAGUACAGCUCAACUGGGAUAUGAAUGGUGUCUUGAAAAACUAAGAAAAGCCACUAAAACUGAUGAAGACCCAGGCCUCCUGAAACUUUUGGCAUUGGCAGAAGACUGGUAUGGUCGUCUAUUCCUAGAUUGUAACAAAAUUGAACAAGGUUUAGAAUUGUUGAUAAGUGCAUUGAAUAAAAUGAAAGGAAUGGAUGAUAUAGAAAAAGAACAUUUUGUAGUGCAGCUCAAUGAUAUUGGUACAGUGUGUGAUCGUUUAGGGAAAACUGAUGAAAGCAUAACUUAUUUUGAUGAGGCAAUAAAAUUAGGUAAACAAAUAGAAAAUAUGGAAGAUCUAGGUAUAAUGUAUGUAAACUUAGGACGUGCAUACAUUAAAAAGAACAUGAUAGCUGAAGCUAGAAAGAACUGUGGUUUUGGCUGGAGACUUGGAGUAAUGAAUAAAAAUGAGGAAAUCAAGAAUGAAGCAGAGUUGUGUAUAAAUGAAAUAAAGAGCAUAUCUUAGUAAAA
Plodia interpunctella (Indianmeal moth) is the source of this 1130-nucleotide messenger RNA. RefSeq names its product Tetratricopeptide repeat domain 19 (gene Ttc19). Gene Ontology annotation, molecular function: protein binding. The transcript has a single exon. Gene Ontology annotation, biological process: mitochondrial respiratory chain complex III assembly. Bases 139 to 1125 code for a protein of 328 amino acids. NCBI's taxonomy places the organism in Eukaryota, Metazoa, Arthropoda, Insecta, Lepidoptera, Pyralidae. Gene Ontology annotation, cellular component: mitochondrial inner membrane. The record is from RefSeq and is a predicted model, not a curated record.